GUUCAACCAACCAUCACUUCCGGAUGUAGACGUGAGCGCUAUGACUAUGUAGGUCAAGAUAAGUCGUUCUGUGUAUAAACAUUUUUUAUCUAUUUUUAACCGGAUUUUCUGGAUGCUGUGUGGCCAGUCAUCAUGUCUACGACUGCAGCCUCUGAUGGCACAAUACAGACUCUUAAGAUAGUCGUGGUCGGAGGUGGGGGUGUCGGCAAAAGUGCCAUCACCAUACAGUUCAUUCAGUCCUAUUUUGUGGUAGAGUACGACCCCACCAUAGAAGAUUCCUACACCAAACAAUGUGUCAUCGAUAGUGUAGUAGCUAAGCUGGACAUUUUGGAUACGGCAGGUCAGGAUGAAUUCAAUGCGAUGAGAGAACAGUACAUGAGAACUGGGGAUGGCUUUCUGCUCGUAUUCAGCCUCACCAAUAGAACGAGUUUUGAGGAAAUCGUCAGAUUUCAUCGGCAGAUUCUGCGAGUAAAGGAUCGGGAUGAGUAUCCUAUGAUCCUGGUGGCUAACAAGGCAGAUUUAAUCAACCAACGAGUGGUAUCCGGAGAAGAAGCUCAAGCACUUGGCAAGCAGCUUAAACUUGAAGUCAUUGAAGCAAGUGCCAAGACAAGGAUGAACGUGGACCAAGCAUUUCAUCAACUUGUUAGGACAAUACGAAAAUUCCAAGCUGAAGAGAAUCCUCCCAUGCUGCAACCAUCCGGUAAAAGCGAGAAGAAAUCCUGCUGCACACUCUUGUAAAAUUUGGUAAGAUGCGAAGAAGUGGCAAUAUUCUCAAGAUGUUUACUGGAUUGCAGAUAGGUUCUAGUGUAUGUAGAAGGUACUCAUGACUUUGCUGAGCAUGGUUUGCGUGCUGUGAUGAUGAAUGACCUGUUUCCGUGAAAUAAGAGUAAAGUUCCACACCAGAUUUUUAUGUAAUUUGAAAUGUUAUCAUUAUUGUUAUACAGGGUGAGUCAGAAAAAGUGGAACCCAAACCCUAAAAUAAAUUUCAUAUUUAAAAAAAC
Molecule: messenger RNA, 1001 nt
Organism: Patiria miniata (bat star)
Lineage: Eukaryota; Metazoa; Echinodermata; Asteroidea; Valvatida; Asterinidae
Gene: rras2
Product: ras-related protein R-Ras2-like
Exons: 6
Coding region: 133-738 (201 amino acids)
Biological process (GO): signal transduction
Cellular component (GO): plasma membrane
Molecular function (GO): GTPase activity; GDP binding; GTP binding
Source: RefSeq, a predicted model, not a curated record